GGGAAUCUUUUCAGUUCUUCAAAUGCAACAAUAGUCUUUGUCUACAAUGUCCCUCCAUUCUUAUUGGGGUUACUGAAGGGGACGGGGUGGAGGGGCCGGUUUGCCAUGGAAACAGUCACAAAACAAGCUGGUUCCAGAGCGAGAGAGACACACAAAAACAUGCUUCAAAUCCGGGAAGGAAUCUCUGUAUCAAUCUCUGCAAUUUAGUUAGAGGAGACGGUGUGCCAAAGAAGGAGGAAGACUUGUGUGACAGGAUGGAUGCAGCUUCACUUGACUAGAAGAAAAGGCGAUGAAAAAUACUGGAGCGGUAUAAAAGCACUCCAGCAUUUCAGAGGGACGUUCUGGACCAGGACUCACGGUUAUUGCUCUUCUGGAUAUCACUAUGAACUCCGACACUCAGUAUGAGGACUCUGUGUCUGUCAUGGUUCUGGAGAACAUCAAGAACAAGCUGUUACAUGCUUUCAGAACAUCAGCAGAACCGAGAACAUCUGCUGAGACGGCUUCUCAUCCGAUCGGAAAGAGUUUCCAAGUCAACGAAGAGCUUCGGAGAGCCAAAAUAGAUGGAGCCAUAACUUGGUUAAGAUCAGAACUGCUGGAGAUGCGUUCUCAGGAUCGUCAGCUGGCUCAGACUCUGCUGGGACUCAAUAAGGAGAUUCAGAGGCUCAGACGGGAGAACGGAUCUCUGCUCCUGGAAGCUGACGGCAGCGAGCAGCACCUGUGACCCGCAGAGCAGAGCAGAGCCGGGAUAAUGAGAGGACACGCGCUGGUGAUCCAUGAUGUGUGUGGAGGAGUGGAAACAAACGCGUUUGUGACAGAAGGAACUCUCCUCUUCUGGAGUACACUGUGGCUUAUUUUCACAUUUCCUGUGGGAAAAGAUACUGAAGGCAUUUUCAUGUACGUGAAAGCUUGACCAAACUGGGUGCUAAGAUUAAUAUUCAAAACAACAGACACACCCAUUUCCAGCUGGCAUUAACAUACACUGUUUGGGUGAUCGGAUCACAGUCAGAUAGCACUUGUGAAAGCACCCAAGACACACUGUGAUCAGAUCACUGAAACCUGGAGACGCAUUGUAAACGCAACGCAGCUGAAAAUAUCAUAUUAAUAAUAUGAUAUAAAUAUACUGGAUACAAAACGCAUGUUAAUGCCAGAUGUAAAGGGAUCCUCAGAGAGGCCUUAUAAAGGCUAGCUGAGAGUGUGCUUGAGAUAGAAACAAUUUCUAUGAUGAUUCAUUUGUCUACAGAAGAUUUGGAUUCUUACUUUUAAUGAGGUUUUGUGACCAUCUGCUGUAUGACUGAAAAACCGAGUGUUGAUGAUUUUUUCAGCUUUGAACUUAUGGAAUGAAUAAUUAGCAUAGUAUAUUCAAUGUGUGCAUGCAGCAUGUCAUCAAAGACUCUAGAAUAACACAAGAUGCGUCACUCAUCUUGUUUUGAAUGGGAGAAAAUGCAACGCGCAAAAUGGCGGAAUAAGUCCCGCCUUCUAAAUAUGAGCCAAUCACCGAUUGGUAAAGUCAUCGCGUCACUGCAGCGGCCGUUAGAAGCUCCGGUUCCUAUAGAAACAGUCAGACACGCGCUUCCUGUAGAGACUCGCACUUGAGACUGAUCCAGCCUGAAAAAUACAGUUUUUGUUUAUGAUUCGAGCGUUUAGAAACAAAAUUCAUGAGACAGUUGUUGUCAGAUUCCAUUGGUGAUUUAAGCGAAAGUUUGGCAAACAGCUUUGGAGAAUUUGAUUUCAUCCCCAUUCAAAGAGAUAUGAGCUGCACUUGAAUGCCCGACCGUCGUUUCAAAGAUGGCCGCCGAGUGAAAUGACUUGUCUUAAAGGGACUUUGAUGUCAUCAUCUGUUUAUUAAAAUGUCUUGAUGAAUUAAACUCCAUAUUGCAUCAUGAAAUGAUUACUCUCAACAUUGAUCAGGAUUGUAUGUUUUUAUUAUCAUAUUGUGGUACUAUAGUAUGUCAAAGCAACUCAUUAGUUAUUUAUCCAGGAUGAAUUAGAUUAUCAGUGAAUAAAUAUUCACAUCUUGAUUUAAAAAAAAUGUUCCAUGCCAUUUUAUAAAUACUAAAAAUACUA
This is a messenger RNA of Ctenopharyngodon idella (grass carp), 2064 nucleotides long. Its product is annotated as protein FAM167A-like. Bases 383 to 721 code for a protein of 112 amino acids. The record is from RefSeq and is a predicted model, not a curated record. NCBI's taxonomy places the organism in Eukaryota, Metazoa, Chordata, Actinopteri, Cypriniformes, Xenocyprididae. The transcript is spliced from 2 exons.